Messenger RNA from Gambusia affinis (western mosquitofish), 2599 nucleotides. It is a transcript of the gene tradd, whose product is annotated as tnfrsf1a-associated via death domain. Gene Ontology annotation, cellular component: tumor necrosis factor receptor superfamily complex. The transcript has 6 exons. Gene Ontology annotation, molecular function: transmembrane receptor protein tyrosine kinase adaptor activity. NCBI's taxonomy places the organism in Eukaryota, Metazoa, Chordata, Actinopteri, Cyprinodontiformes, Poeciliidae. The record is from RefSeq and is a predicted model, not a curated record. Gene Ontology annotation, biological process: extrinsic apoptotic signaling pathway; positive regulation of canonical NF-kappaB signal transduction.
AUGAGAGGCCAGGAAGUCACUUCUAUGUCAAACAGUAAUUUGUCAGGAGGAAGCACUGCCGAACAACAUAAAAGUUUUUUUCUUUUUAGUCGAACCGCACUGUGUUCAGAAAAUGGCGGACAAGACAGCGGAUGGGGAGGCGUUACAUAUCCCAUGUUCCUGCAGUCGCUCUUUCUAGUGGACCUGCUCUCUACUACAAAAGGCGAGCAAGUUGGUUAAUUUUUCAUCAUUGUUAAGCUGACUCUGAGAGAUUCUGCAGGAGGUCUGGGAGGCUACGACAUCCUAAAGGUCCAUGAUGCUGAGCCCUUCCUGGGGGUGGAGGUGAAAUUUGUGGAUGUGGCAGCGUGUCAGCAGUUCCUGGAGAGCUACAGCUCCGGAGCGGUGCUCCAGUCCCUCAACCAACAGCGUUCAUGGCUGCUAUUGUCUGUAAAUAUGUGUCUGGACCAGCUGGCUGUCUGUCUGCAGCACAUCCACCUUUCACAGCCUUGUUUAGUGUCUGUGGGAGGUUGUGAGGCUGAGAUCGAUCAUCUGCAGCAGCUCCCAGAAUGCUGUGCUUCUGGCCCUAGUUCAGUCACACAGGAAGAGUCUCCAGUCCCCAGCAACUGCUUCAAGUUUCAGAAUCAGAAUCUGAAUGAGGACCGAAUGCUGACACCGGCAGAUGUUCAGAGCUUUUCGAACGGAGUGGGCCGCCAGUGGAAACAUGUAGGGAGGGCCCUGGGGAAGAGCUGUCGGGCUCUGAAGGGCCCCGUCAUUGACAACCUGGCCUACGAGUACGAGAGAGAAGGGCUGUAUGAGCAAGCCUAUCAGCUGCUGAGCCGCUUCAUUCAGGCGGAGGGGAGGGCGGCCAAGCUGAGCCGACUGGUCAGAGCUCUGGAGGACAGCAAACUCACCAGCCUGGCUGAAAACAUGCUGGGCAUGCAGCCCCGAGAGUAACUCUGUGUGCCAGUUUUAAGACCCAAACUGAGGGCCGGGCUCCUACGUGGGAGUGGAAACGUUCUCCCGCCGCUUUUUUACAUUCAGAGUAGCUGUUCCCGACUUUCCUCAUGUUUGAAUCAGAACCAAGUGUGUGUGAAUUCACAGUUUAUGUAUGUGUGUGUGUGUGUGUGUGUGUGUGUGUGUGAGGGAGAGGAAGAGAUUCAGAUCAACAUUUGUAAUCUUUUGUUUGUUUGAAGUAAUCUGUCAUCACUGUUAAAAGAAAAUGCAAUCUGGAGUUUAAGACACUGUGUGAAGCGUUUUUAUCAUGUGUUACAGAUCGGACCUGUCGGGUCCUGCUUCUAGUGACAACGCAACUGAAGGAUAUUGAUUUUUUUUUUUUUUUUCUCCGAUAAAAUGGGUUCUAGCAAAUUAAAUGGUUGUGGAAAGAAGGCUUAUGUUUCUGUUUGAUGCAUUAGUGUAAUUAAAACGGAAAACACAAUUUUGUCUAAAUUCCCUCAGGUGUAAUUUGGUGUUAAUCCUCCUCCCGUUCGCCGCCAUCACUCAGUCACUCACACACGUUCACGUUCUGCCUACGACUGAACUAGUGUUUGCCGAUGUUGCUGCUGAAUGUGUUUGUAUGUGGGUGUUUGAGUCUCACUGUGGCCGAAGUGUGUGUGUGUGUGUGUGUGUGUGUGUGUGUCUUACCAUGCCGACCAUAGAUCAGAUGGAUGGACAGGGUUGGCUUCAACCCCCUCCACUCUUCCUCAAUUCAUACUCUGCUUGACCGUCCAUCCAGAUGUGAUGGCUGGAUUAGAAGCUUUUAUCACGCACACUUUUUACAGCCUUAUGGUAUGGACACAAACAUGGACAAGCAGUCAUUGGAAGUAACGAGAUUGUUUCAGAAACAGCAGUGAGAAUCCUGAUCUGCUUAAAGAUUGCACCAAAAGAUACUGAGGAGAUGGACAGAGGUGAAAAGAGAAAAAAAAAUGAAGAAAGAUGGAGAGAGAAACAGCAGACAACAGUUCAAGAGAGACAACAAACUGGAGAGCUGAAGAGGCAAAGCUGAAGUCAGCUGAAAGAGAGAGAGAGGUGAAGACGACUAGAGAGAGAAAAAAACUGAAGGGAGUAAAAGAGAGAGACAGAGGCGAAGACAUUUAAAGAGAGAAGUGAAGAGAGAUGCAGAGCUGAAAAUGUUUUAUUUGGAGCCCAGUGGAGGAAAGGGAGCGUGCGCCCAAGAAUUGUUUUAAAGAAAACCAUAAAACCUACAGCAAUGAUGCUUAACUUUCCACAAAGCAGGCGCUUGGUUUUGAUACAUAAAUUAUUUCUAUACAGUGUCAUUUGUACAAGCAUUUUGUUUGUGAAAAGUCAAAUUUGAAAAAGCUUCAGUUACAGUAACACACGGUGGCAGUUUGCAUUACACUGUAAAACGAAAACGUCCAAAAACUGACACAAAACUUAAAUUGUGAUUUUUUUUUUUUUUCAAACAAUCCAUAAGGGAUAUCAAAAAGCUAAAUUGUUUGAAAAUAGCUAACUGCCUUGUGACUUGUUUAGCACAUACAGGUGCACCUAAAUAAGUAUGUAAAGGCAAUUGAAAGGUUUAUUAUGUCAGUAAUUGUACAGUACAUUGGUGCAGUAUUCCAUGCAUAUCAUGUACUGUAAUAAACCUACUUUUUCAGUCAACUCA